Gossypium raimondii (Peruvian cotton) is the source of this 411-nucleotide messenger RNA. RefSeq lists its product as hypothetical. The transcript has a single exon. Bases 1 to 411 code for a protein of 136 amino acids. NCBI's taxonomy places the organism in Eukaryota, Viridiplantae, Streptophyta, Magnoliopsida, Malvales, Malvaceae. The record is from RefSeq and is a predicted model, not a curated record.
AUGGCAGAGAAGGAAGGAGGGGUUGUGAAGAAAGGUCAUGAAGAGGGAAUGGAGAUGGCCAUUGCUCUUCUCCAAGAGUUCGACCUCCCAUUAGGACUUCUCCCUCUUGUGGACGUGAUCGAGGUCGGUUUUGUGAGGGAUACCGGGUACAUGUGGAUCGAGCAAAAGAAAAAGGUUGAACAUAAAUUCAAGAUGAUCAGUAAACUGGUCAGCUACGACACACAAAUUACUGGUAUUGUGGAUAAGAAACGGAUCAAGAAACUCAAAGGAGUUAAGGCUAAGGAGCUCAUGUUGUGGCCUCCGGUGAAUGAGAUCAUCGUCGAUGAUCCACCCACUGGAAAAAUCCACUUCAAGAGCCUCGCUGGUGUCACCAAGACUUUCCCCGUCGAUGCAUUUGCUGCUGGGCAGUGA